CUCAGCAAAGUGAGUUUCCUCACUUGCUUUCUGGCCACUUUGGGCGUCAGAGAACCAUGAAGCUGGCUCUCUGAGUUCCUGCAGGUGACAGUAGAUGCACAAUGGACAGGUCCAACCAGACCUCCCCGGUGGUGGGGUUCAUUCUCCUGGGCCUCUCCGCCCACCCAACGCUGGUGAGCACAUUGUUUGUACUGAUCCUGCUGAUGUACCUGGUGAUCCUGCUGGGCAAUGGGGUCCUCAUCCUGGUGACCGUCCUUGACUCCCGCCUGCACACACCCAUGUACUUCUUCCUGGGGAACCUCUCCUUCCUGGACAUCUGCUACACCACCUCCUCAGUCCCCCUCAUCCUUGACUGCUUCCUGACCCCCAGGAAAAGCAUCUCCUUCUCAGGCUGUGCCGUGCAGAUGUUCCUCUCCUUUGCCAUGGGAGCCACAGAGUGUGUGCUUCUGGGCAUGAUGGCGUUUGAUCGUUACAUGGCCAUCUGCAACCCCCUUAGGUAUCCGGAGAUCAUGAGCAAGUCUGCCUACGUGCCCAUGGCUGCCGGCUCCUGGGCAGCUGGAAGCUGCACUGCCAUGGUGCAGACAUCCCUAGCAAUGCGACUGCCCUUCUGUGGGGACAACAUCAUCAACCACUUCACCUGUGAGAUCCUGGCUGUCCUGAAGUUGGCCUGUGCUGACAUCUCCAUCAAUGUGAUCAGCAUGACAGUGGCCAAUGUGAUCUUCCUGGGGGUCCCAGUUCUGUUCAUCUCUUUCUCCUAUGUGUUCAUCAUUACUACCAUCCUGAGGAUCCCCUCGGCCGAGGGGAGGAAAAAGGCCUUCUCCACCUGCUCUGCCCACCUCACAGUUGUGGUUGUCUUCUACGGGACCAUCCUGUUCAUGUACGGGAAACCGAAAUCCAAGGACCCACUGGGAGCAGACAAACAGGACCUUUCAGACAAGUUUAUCUCCCUCUUCUAUGGGGUGGUGACCCCCAUGCUCAACCCCAUCAUCUACAGCCUGAGGAACAAGGACGUGAAGGCUGCUGUGCGAAACUUGGUAUUCCGCAAACAUUUUGCCCAGUGAUGUUGGGGAAGUUCUGAUGGCUCUUUUCCCUGGUUGCUCUCACCUGAGAAUCUCAGAGGACCAGAUGCAGGGCCAACUGCCUCAGAGGUUACACAGGUAAAUCUGAUUCCACAGGGUGGCUGUUUGUGAAAAGGAAACAUGUUAUGGGACUUUUUUUACAGCAUCCUAUAAGCAAUUCCACAAAAGUUUAUUCCAGUUGGUAAAGCCUUAGAGUUCUCUCUCUGUAAUGUAUAGUGAACAAAUC
Phyllostomus discolor (pale spear-nosed bat) is the source of this 1305-nucleotide messenger RNA. RefSeq names its product olfactory receptor 13C7-like. The transcript has a single exon. Gene Ontology annotation, cellular component: membrane. NCBI's taxonomy places the organism in Eukaryota, Metazoa, Chordata, Mammalia, Chiroptera, Phyllostomidae. Gene Ontology annotation, biological process: G protein-coupled receptor signaling pathway. The record is from RefSeq and is a predicted model, not a curated record. The coding region runs from base 102 to 1061 and encodes 319 amino acids. Gene Ontology annotation, molecular function: G protein-coupled receptor activity; olfactory receptor activity.